This is a messenger RNA of Arabis nemorensis, 294 nucleotides long. The record is from the annotation of a GenBank genome assembly. NCBI's taxonomy places the organism in Eukaryota, Viridiplantae, Streptophyta, Magnoliopsida, Brassicales, Brassicaceae.
AUGGAAGAGGAGACGAUCCUUGUGAAAAACGGAUCAGAUGUAGAGAAGAUCGGUGAGAAAGAUGGAGAGAAGAAGCAAUCAAAGGAUCUCGAGUUUUUAAGCUGUAUGAUGCAGCCAGCAACAUCCGAUUCAAAUCCCCAAUACAUCGGAAUCCGCCGCAUUCUUCUCCAUCGGAAAGCUGACUCUGGUGUUAUCUCUCGCCGUUAUGUUAGCUCUUUAUCUCUCUUGCCGUCAAACGCAUUUGCUUGUUUCCACAAUCUGAUUGUGUUUGUAUUGGAAGGAUUGGAGAUGUAA